Molecule: messenger RNA, 1096 nt
Organism: Sinocyclocheilus grahami
Lineage: Eukaryota; Metazoa; Chordata; Actinopteri; Cypriniformes; Cyprinidae
Product: sterile alpha motif domain-containing protein 13-like
Exons: 5
Coding region: 250-543 (97 amino acids)
Biological process (GO): negative regulation of DNA-templated transcription
Cellular component (GO): nucleus
Molecular function (GO): histone binding; chromatin binding
Source: RefSeq, a predicted model, not a curated record
CGCGCCUGCAUUUGUCGGAUUGUGCUUGGGGAAAAAAGCGUAAUAUUGUUCCAAUGAUCGAGAAUCAAUAACAUUCAAAGCAUCUACAUACAACAUCUGUUAAAUUGAAUCAAUUCUCUAAGUACACCAAGAUAUAUUCAUAAACUUUCUGGAAGAUGGGGCAGCUUUGCACAGCAGGAGACUGAUGAGGAGACAACUCAACACAUCUAAUGGAAUAGAGCAGUCUCAGCUCUCUGACAAACAGCAGUCAUGGAAACCAAGGAAAAUGGUUCAGUGGACACCAAAAGUUCUGUGGAGAACGGGCAGCUUUCUGAUCCAGCCCACUGGGCCGUAGCGGAUGUGGUCAAUUAUUUUAAAGCUACAGGAUUUGAAGAGCAAGCUAACGCUUUCCAGGAUCAGGAAAUCGAUGGCAAAUCCCUUUUAUUAAUGACUCGAAAUGACGUUCUGACCGGACUGUCAAUAAAACUGGGUCCUGCACUGAAGAUCUAUGAGUAUCACGUCAAGCCUCUCCAAACCCAGCACUUAAAAAGUAACGUCUCAUAGCUGCUGCAGCCACAAGGAUGCAUGGAAGACAAUCACAGCAGGUGCGCAGGGUAACUGCAGGCAGAACUAAUUCAUUUUAUACAUCUUAAUAAAUAAACAUGGUGAAUGUAUUGCUUUUAAGGUCUCAUUCUGCUGUACAGGCAUAUUUACUGUUUUUUGUUUACCUGCGUUUAACUUGUUCAUUCAGAUUUUACCUUCACUUUGUGUACUUGUACAUAAAUCAUUAUUGCUUUUAAGAUUAAAUGCUUGGUUUAAUAAUGUGAUCUGUGAUGUAAAAUGAAAAAUGACUUGAACUAAAAUUGAAACACUGUUCUUGAAGAUGUUUCUGUUACGCAUGAAGUACAUUUGAACAGAAGUGAAAGGGAGGUUGCUGCCACCGUUUUGAUUUUUAUUGGUUGGUGGGUUUUUUUCUGUUUUUUAAUAGAUAAAAAAUUUGUUGAGAUAAAGUAACAGCACAAAUGAUCAAAUGUCUGAAAAUGAUGUAUUUGCUGUAGGGAUGCACGAUAUUGGAUCUUUGCCGAUAUUUUUCAACUCAUUUUGGCCGAUAGCCAAU